AGAAGGGAGAGAAGUGAAAGGAAACGACGGUUGACGGUUGGCGCGCGGCUUGCAAAGAUACAUCUCCUGUAGGUUGUAGGUGGUGAUGUAUAUUUGCACCGUGGAAUGUUGUAUUUUAUAUCUUCAGGGACUGAGAGGUAAUUUUUUCUACAUCUACAUGAGAAGUGUUUUUGGAGCUGAAGAUGAAAAAUUAGGUAUUUCUACGCCUUCUAUUGCGGAUGCUCUUACGAUUCACAGAGCAGUUCGCUGCUUUACUGUCCCGGGUGGUCUGCGCUGUUCUUUCUUGAUUUAGAUAAGAAGAGUUGAGAUCCCAUUUUCGGCCUGUGGUGGGGGGGCACUCUGCCCGACGGAUCUCGCGGACAAGCGCAGCGCGGUGCCGGUGCCGGUGCCAGCUACGGAAAAAUAACGUGGGGAGUGCGGUGCAGGCAAAGCCGGGCAAGGGGACAGAACAGAAAAGGAACGAGAGACAUUCAGACACUCUCCAAGCGCUGGCUGGCCUCACCCUCAGUCACUGGUCACUGCCCAGUAGCCAGCUGCUCCUGCAACCUGCUGCGCUCCCACGCGGACGAAGCGACGGCCGGACACGGACCGGCUCGGCCUCCCUGUCCCCGAAAUUAAAGCGGAGCACGGCCAUGGGAGCACCGGCUCGCCGCUAGCCCAUGCGGGCGGUUGGGGCUGGCCGCGGACAGCCGCUGGCUCUGCUAGCUAGCUCGUGGCCAUGGGGAGGAGCGGCGAGGGGCCGGCGCUGCCGCGGCGGCAGCGGGCGGGGCCGGGGGCGGGGGCGAAGGGGAAGCCGCCGCGCGGUGGCGCCGCGCAGCGGUUCGCGCUGUCGGUGUGCUUCCUGCUGAUCCCGGCCGUGCUGCUCCUGCAGCGGCGGCAAGCCGGGCCGGCGCCGGAGUGGCUCUUCCGGGGGGAUCUCUUCCUGCCGGAGGUGAGCCGAGAUAUAAGAGAUGAUAUGCCUGAUGAUUUAUCUCCAUCGGCACAAAUUGAUUAUGACAGACUUCUGGGUGGCCUUCUGAUCGAGGGAUUUGAUGAAAGAUCGUGUCGCAGCAGGUACCAGUUUGCACGUUAUCACAGGAAUGCAGCAAGAGUACUUUCUCCAUACCUCAUAGAAAGAUUAAGGAGACAAGAAGCACUGCAGAAGAAGUGUGGUCCAGGCACCAAAUCAUACAACAAUGCUGUAAAACAGCUCAGGUCCACUCAGAGCAUCAACGGCACAUCGGAUUGCAACUAUCUCUUCUUGAUAAUCCAUGCCGGGAUGGGUAACCGGAUGCUUGAGAUCACUUCAGCGUUUCUUUACGCACUUUUGACAGGCAGGGUUUUGCUCGUGGACCGUUAUAAGCAGAUUGCCAACACUUUCUGUGAGCCUUUUCCUGGAACUUCAUGGUUGAUUCCUUCAGAUUUCCCUCUGAGCUAUAAUGAGUUCACCAAGCAUAGUCCAGAGAGCUAUGGUAACAUGUUGCAGGAAAAUGUUAUCCGUGGCAACACAUAUCGGUCUCUAGCCAGUGCUAGGCCUCCCUAUGUGUACCUCCAUCUUGAUGGUGACUACGCUUUCCACGACAAGCUUUUCUAUUGCGAAGACGAUCAACAGUUCCUGCAAGGUGUGCCGUGGCUGAUCAUGCGGACCGACAUGUACUUUGUGCCGUCACUGUUUCUUAUCCCAAGUUUCCAAGAUGAACUGAGCAAGCUGUUUCCUGAGAAGGACACCGUUUUCCAUCACUUGGGCCGGUAUCUUCUUCAUCCAACAAAUGAUAUCUGGUAUUCGGCGACAACGUACUACAGGGCCUACCUUGCUAAAGCUGAUAAAGUAGUGGGGAUUCAGAUCAGAAUAUUUGAAAAGAAGGGCAUCUUGCAAAGAAAUGGGCCAUUUCCACACGUUUUAGAACAGAUCCUUUCUUGUGCUCAAGGUGAAAAGCUGCUGCCAGAAAUCGGUGUGACCGAUGAAGCUGCCGCUCGGAAUAACCGGACAAUCGCCGUUCUCGCGACCUCUUUGAGCUCUUGGUACAGUGAUCAGAUUAGGGAAAGGUACAGCGAGCACCACACCGUCGACGGCACCACGGUGAAAGUUUACCAGCCGAGCCACGAGGAGUACCAGAAGAAGAAGAACAGGAAGCACAACAUGAAGGCGCUGGCGGAGAUCUACCUGCUGAGCAUGAGCGAUGUGCUCAUCACCAGCGGCUUCUCCACCUUCGGCUACGUCGCGCAGGGCCUCGCCGGCCUCACGCCGUGGAUCAUGUACAGGCCCGAGAACCAUGUCGUGCCGGAGCCGCCGUGCGGCCGUGCCAUGUCCAUCGAGCCGUGCUUCCACCAGGCCCCCUACUUCGACUGCAAGGCCAAGAGGGACGCCGACCUGGGCAAGGUGGUGCCGUACGUGAGGCACUGCGAGGACGUCAGCUGGGGCCUCAAGAUUGUAAAUGAAACUCGGUUGUAGCUGUAAGUUUUCUUUUCUUUUCUUCACACGGUAACACAAUUGUUUGCUAAAAAAAUAGGGUAGGCUUCUUUUUAAUUUACAGGAAAAUAUGUUUCACGAAUUUAUUUCUUUUUUCCUCUCAUGCAUUUGAUCAGAAUUGUAGAUAGUUGAUAAACAGAUUCAUUAAUAGAAAAUACUAUGAUUACCA
Triticum aestivum (bread wheat) is the source of this 2618-nucleotide messenger RNA. Its product is annotated as galactoside 2-alpha-L-fucosyltransferase. The transcript has 2 exons. Lineage: Eukaryota; Viridiplantae; Streptophyta; Magnoliopsida; Poales; Poaceae. The record is from RefSeq and is a predicted model, not a curated record. Gene Ontology annotation, biological process: cell wall biogenesis; xyloglucan biosynthetic process. Gene Ontology annotation, molecular function: galactoside 2-alpha-L-fucosyltransferase activity. The coding region runs from base 719 to 2431 and encodes 570 amino acids. Gene Ontology annotation, cellular component: Golgi apparatus; membrane.